AUGAGGCUCGAUUUUUCGGAAGAAAUGGUUGAAACGAUCGGUUCUUGUAAUGGUUUGUUCUCCCUUUAUGUUCCUAAACGCCGUGUUUUCUAUUUCUACAAUCCCUCCACCAGAGAGUGCUCCAUGGAAGUACCAAAUUAUAUGAAUGAGUACCUCAAACUCAUCCUCCUCAAAGAAAGGAAGGAUGAUUAUCCAAUUGAAGGAGAAGGUUUCGGGUAUGCUCCGUCAAUUGAUGACUACAAAAUGUAUGAAGAGAAUCUCAUUGGAAGUGGGACUCCUCUCAAUGGCGCUCUACACUGGUUGCCUUAUUCCCGUGAUAAUGGAUAUUCAAUUGUUUCAUUCGAUUUGGUGGAAGAGAAGUUUAUAAGGUUUCCUCCUCUUCCUGAUUAUUUUCAAUCUGUUAUCCCUAUUCUUGAUGUUGUUGAUGGCUGCCUUUGCAUGCUGGUAACUAAGGGAAAACUUAAUUAUGAACUUUGGAAGAAUGAAAAUAAUGUUUAUGAAAUUUGGGUGAUGAAAGAAUAUGGGGUGGUAGAUUCUUGGACUCGAAUUUUUAUAUCAAAAGAACAUCCUCAGAAACCAACUCUAAAUCUAUGUUUAAAUAGAGGAAUGGCAUUCUUCUUGAAAGAUGGUGAUGGAAACCCAAUUUUAUGCUAUCAAGAAAUUGAUGGAACUUGGACGGAGGUUAAGGUUGUUGGCCUUCCAGCUCCAAAUUUUUGCUGUGUGCUUGUGUUUACAGAAAGCCUUGUAUCACCCAAUUGGUAUAUCAGUAAAGGUAGCAGUGAUUCUUAG
Pistacia vera is the source of this 789-nucleotide messenger RNA. Its product is annotated as F-box/kelch-repeat protein At3g06240-like. The record is from RefSeq and is a predicted model, not a curated record. Bases 1 to 789 code for a protein of 262 amino acids. The transcript has 2 exons. NCBI's taxonomy places the organism in Eukaryota, Viridiplantae, Streptophyta, Magnoliopsida, Sapindales, Anacardiaceae.